AUGGAGGGAUUGGUUGAAGAAGAGGAGGAGAACAUCAAUGAUGACUUAGAUUCGUUCCUGGUUGGAUUGGUUGAAGAAGAGGAGAACAUCAAUGAGGAAGAAGAGGAUUUGGAUUUGUUCCUGAUGUGCAUUACGCUGGGAUUGGAUGAAGAAGAGGAGGAACAUAUUGGAUCAAUUGUCCGUGCAGCUACUGGUUUUGUCAUUAGAGGAGGCCAAGCUAUUUCUAAUGCCAUUUGGGAGCACAGAGAGAAAGUAGUCGUGGCUGCUGCUUUGGUGGGAGUGGGAACUGUUUCAAGAAUCGACCUAGCGUGGAGAAGCUAUAAUUACUACAGAUACAACAUCUUUCAAAGAAGGUAA
Molecule: messenger RNA, 357 nt
Organism: Arabis nemorensis
Lineage: Eukaryota; Viridiplantae; Streptophyta; Magnoliopsida; Brassicales; Brassicaceae
Source: the annotation of a GenBank genome assembly